This is a messenger RNA of Mercurialis annua (annual mercury), 538 nucleotides long. Its product is annotated as small RNA-binding protein 11, chloroplastic. The transcript has 4 exons. The record is from RefSeq and is a predicted model, not a curated record. Bases 99 to 383 code for a protein of 94 amino acids. Gene Ontology annotation, molecular function: RNA binding. NCBI's taxonomy places the organism in Eukaryota, Viridiplantae, Streptophyta, Magnoliopsida, Malpighiales, Euphorbiaceae. Gene Ontology annotation, cellular component: spliceosomal complex. Gene Ontology annotation, biological process: positive regulation of mRNA splicing, via spliceosome.
AUUGAGGGUUUAUUUGCUUUUUAUGAAACUUCAGGAACUUAAUUGCUCAAAUGAUAUAGUCUUGCAACGCCGUUUGGUUUCUGAGAAAGCUCAAGAAAAUGGCAAAAAGACAUAGCUUGCAGCUCUUUGUUAGCAGAUUAUCAUCCUACAUCACAAAUCAGAAAUUGGAAAAAUUGUUUUCGCCAUUUGGAGCUGUAACAGAAGCCAGACUAGUUGUUGAUCCGAAAACUCAAAAACCUAAAGGGUUUGGGUUUGUAACCUUCAAUUCAGAAAGCGAGGCGCAGAAGGCCUUGAAGACGAUGAAUGGCAGGAUAGUCGAUGGGAGGCUUAUAUUUGUGGAAGUUGCAAAGAGUACAAAUGCAGGAGAAGAUGCUAGCUCUUGAAGAUGUAUAUCUUGCCAUAAUUUUCUGCCAAAUGUAUUUGAUAUUAGAUGAUAGAUAGCCAAAAGAAUCCCUAUUCAAGUGUUAUGUAUGUAUGUUGGAGGUAACCUUCAACUAAAUUCAGAUUUCUCUAUUGCAAUUCCAUUUUGUUUCAUAAA